This is a messenger RNA of Juglans microcarpa x Juglans regia, 1064 nucleotides long. RefSeq names its product polyadenylate-binding protein-interacting protein 6-like. Gene Ontology annotation, molecular function: ubiquitin binding. NCBI's taxonomy places the organism in Eukaryota, Viridiplantae, Streptophyta, Magnoliopsida, Fagales, Juglandaceae. The record is from RefSeq and is a predicted model, not a curated record. The coding region runs from base 229 to 819 and encodes 196 amino acids. The transcript is spliced from 3 exons.
UCGUCAUCCACAAGAAGACGUCAUUAACAAGCUUUUUUCCCCCUCUCGUGCUUGCUUUUUACUUUUCGAUUCCAAUUACAUUUCUCCAUCCUAUUUCUCACUCAUUUCUUCAAGCCCAAUCGUUCCGCUCGGCGAUCUCAGAUUCAUUCGGGGUCCAACGCAGUUUCUCCUAUCAUUGAAAGCUCUCGUCUGUCUUUAAACAGUUUCAUGUCUUUAUAGAUUGAGAAUAUGCAGCAAGGAACAUCAUCCUUAAAUCCAAAUGCAGCAUCAUACAUACCACUUUUUAAGCAAGGAGCAAAUAUUGAGGGUAAAGUUUCUGGGUUAACAACAGAAGAUUCUUUGAAGAAUGGUUAUAAGACUUCUUGGUCCCGUUGUCCUCCUGAAGGCUACAGUGGAAUUGAUCAGAGAUAUCUCCAAGCUGGUAUGGAUUAUGACAUACAUAGCUUCAAGGGUCCUCUCAUUGGCAAUGAAUUCAUGGAGAAGGGUCUACCUACGUCCAGUGAACUGACAAAAAAGCACUCCAUAGAUGAAGAUUCGGAGAUGGACAUGGCUUAUCUGACAAUCAUGUUCCCCAAUAUGUCAGAACAGUCCCUUGCUGAUGUUUACUCUGCUAAUGCGGGUGACCUAGAAGCCUCAAUUGAAAUGCUGAAUGAACUAGAGCUCUGUCCUGUUGAUUUUUCAGAACAUCUGCCGGACAGCUUGGACAUUGGUGAUGUGUCAGAACAGAAAGUUACCGAAGGUUCUUAUUCAAACCUGAAGAGCAUCUUCCCAGGGGACGCCAGUUGGUCUUCGGCUGGUCCCUCUGAUCCGGGCUCCUAAGUUCCUAUCUGCAUCUGCAUCUGAUAAAAAGAUUGAUGUAGAGGGGGAGAGAGAGUGGCUUCCUUCUUAGAAGUUGUAGAUAGGUAAGAAUUAGGAUAAUUCGGAUAUAAUGAUUGGAGUUUCUUUCCCAAUAUAUGUUGUAAAGCGUCACUGUUCCAUUUUCUGUCCUAUAUUUCUUUACUGGUUAUCCCUUUUAUCUCAAGUCUUUGUCCAGUGCAAAGAUAUAUAUAUAUCUUAUUUACAUA